AUGAACAUAUUCAGAAGCCUGAUUGGCAAAGUUUGGCAUGACCCAAAUGCCGCUGAAGUGGUGAAGAUCUCUACGGGUCAGCUGUAUCUUGUCCGCCCUGGCAAUAUUCGCUCGUCCCGGGAAUGCAUAUUCAACGAUGCAAUGAUCACUAUCAGGCGCGUUCCCACCGUGGAACACAAUUUCCAACUAGUUGUAACGCGCGUGUAUGAGGAGGGCGACGAGGAUUUGCUAGAGGAUGAGGACGAGACGGAUGCCGAACGAGUGUGUCUCAUAAGCGAGGAACUGGAGUUUCACACCGGGGUGACAGACGGCGAGCCGACCUUCAUUUGGAGGGAUCUCCAAGGAGACAUCGAUGAACUCUACGAGUUUGUAGCCAUUGGGACCAACGCACCGACGCGAGCGUUCUUCGAAAUGUGUAUGUAUCGCGCCAUGUUCGAGCGGAAGUACAGACGAGCCGGGGACAACGCUGUUGAUAAAGAGCUUGAAGAGUUUAUCUGGCAGCCGCCUACACCUACCAAGAAACACGCAACUCCGAAGAAAGCCUCAAGGGGCUCGCCACCAAAGAAACGGACUUCCGCCGUGAAAUCGGAAGACGACCUACCGAAAGUCGAGCCUACCCCGGAGUCCCCCAGCGCCAGCAGAGCAUCUUCUGAAUACGAGGUGGACCCUGUAGCUACAUACCCGGCGCUUUUGUCGGUUCCUGCCGGCCUGCACCAAUGGAACACUGACACCGAGAACUUCGAGCCUUGGGGUGACGCCGUGGCGCGGAUUGUGCAAGAUCCAGAUGAUCAAUACAGCUUCUACUUGGCAGCUACUCUCGAUGACGCUCGGUUCAUUGGACACAAAGUAACGACGGACAUGAAUCAGAAGUACUCGAAGAAGAUCUUUACGGUGACAUGGAAUCAUAUUGAUCGCGAUGGCUCCCAGACGAGUUGGGUCCUGCAAUUCCAGAACCUUGAGGAUUUUGAGACGUUCCAGAAGUUGCUUGGUCAGUGUAUGUGGGAAUCUCUCAACCGUUUGCCCUACGCGAAAGUUAAGCCCGAAGAACAACGUUACAUUGAGAGCGCCAAUGAGGACGUUGAGAUGGCUGAUCCCGAGUACGAGGAUGAAGACGACGAAGAGGAGGUACUCGAUGAAUUGGACCCCGACGCAGGCGGGUCAGAUGAAGAGUCGGACCCUGAAGAGGACGAGGACAAUGUCCCCGAGAUGUUCACUAACGGAGACCUCAAUUCACAAUUGACGGUUGGUUAUAAGAACGAUCGCUCAUACGUCCUACGCGGGAACACCCUUGGGGUUUUCAGCCACACAAACGACGACCAGGUUAAGUAUUAUAACUCCAUCAAGAAGAUCGGCACUCCAAAGGGCAAGGAGUUUAAGCCCAAGCAUAUCAUGUUGCAUGACCAGGACAGCAAGAUGGUGCUAAUGAACCCGUCCGAGCCCAAUUCUCUAUAUUCCCUCGAUCUCACGGUCGGGAAAGUCGUCGAGGAGUGGAAGGUUCACGACGAUAUUUCCGUUAAUGCUGUCGCGCCCGACAGUAAAUACGCCCCAACUACCCGCGAACAAACGCUCAUUGGUGUCUCUCACAAUGCACUUUUCCGCAUCGACCCUCGUGUCUCCGGCACGAAGCUCGUCGAGUCACAAUUCAAGAAUUACGCGACCAAGAAUGCUUUCUCAGGCGUCGCCACCACGGAUUCUGGCAAGGUUGCUGUCGCCAGUUCGAAGGGUGAUAUACGGCUGUAUGACUCCAUCGGGAAGAACGCCAAGACAGCUUUACCACCACUUGGUGAUCCAAUCGUUGGUGUUGAUGUUACUGCUGAUGGGCGCUGGAUUAUUGCGACAACGAAGACAUACCUGCUCCUAAUUGAUACGCUUAUUGGCGAAGGAAAAUACCAAGGAUCAUUGGGCUUUGAUCGAAGCUUCCCGGCUACAGCAAAGCCCAUGCCUCGUCGCUUGCAACUGCGUGGGGAGCACGUCGCGUACAUGAAAGAUGAAAUUAACUUCAGUCCCGCACGGUUUAACCAGGGUGAAGGCCAGCAAGAGAAUGCUAUUGUCACUUCGACAGGCAAAUUCGUUGUAGCUUGGGACUUCACGAAAGUGAAGCGGGGGCAACUCGAUAAGUACGAAAUCAAGAAAUACGAGGACCAUGUCGUCCAGGAUAAUUUCAAAUUUGGUGAUGACAAGAACAUCAUUGUUGCGCUGUCUAACAAUGUUCUGGCAUUGAAUAAGAAAGGCCUUACUAGGCCCACCCGGAAAUCUUUGGGAGGGGGUUUGGCGGGCUCAUCAAACAUCGUCAACAGCCCGUGGUAA
Pleurotus ostreatus (oyster mushroom) is the source of this 2307-nucleotide messenger RNA. RefSeq lists its product as uncharacterized. The coding region runs from base 1 to 2307 and encodes 768 amino acids. Gene Ontology annotation, cellular component: nucleus; cytoplasm. The record is from RefSeq and is a predicted model, not a curated record. NCBI's taxonomy places the organism in Eukaryota, Fungi, Basidiomycota, Agaricomycetes, Agaricales, Pleurotaceae. Gene Ontology annotation, molecular function: protein binding. The transcript is spliced from 11 exons.